GCCGCCCGGUGUCCACGGGGCCGUCUCGGCUGGAGUCCGGCCCGCGAGGCGGCGUGCGGCAAUGGCGGGGCCCACCCCCGCGGGGAACGUCAAGCUCUUCAACGAGGCCCACAGCUUCGUGCACCAUGCCGCCGCCGAGCUGGACCUGCUCAAGCAGGCCGUGCUCGCGGACAACGAGCAGAGGAUGCUGGAGGUCCAGGAGGCCCGAAGGACCCUCGAGCAGGAGAAGGCCGAGCGCCGGGAGCAGGUGCAGAAGCUGAGGCAGGACUUCGAGGACUUCGUGGGCCGCAAGGUCGAGCGCGUGGUGGAGGAGAUGGAGCAGCUCAAGAAGGAGGAGAUCAGGCAGGGUGAGCAGCACCAGAAGCAGAUCCAGUUCGUGGUGCAGGACAUGGAGCUGCUGCGGGACGACCUCUGCGCCAUCCAGGCGACGUGGGACCGCCUCGUGGCCAGCUGCGCGCCGCGAGGGCCGGGCGACGGGCGCGGCGCGUAG
Molecule: messenger RNA, 490 nt
Organism: Prorocentrum cordatum
Lineage: Eukaryota; Dinophyceae; Prorocentrales; Prorocentraceae
Source: the annotation of a GenBank genome assembly